GACAUCUUCUCUCACCGCGAUUGUUUCGAUUGUCACGUACGAUACCGUUGAAGAUAUUUAUUUGUAGCAAUGGCUGUACCGGAUUAUAAACUUAGUGCAGUUUUAUAUGGCCAUUCCUUAGAUGUGCGAUGUGUGGCGAAGACCAAAGAAUCCUGUAUAUUGUCUGCCUCUCGCGACCGAACCGCUAAAUUAUGGCACCCUGAAGGGGUUAAAGAUUUCAUCAACGCAGUCACAUAUAAAGGGCACAAAAACUUCGUGUCAUGUAUUUGUUGGCUGCCGCCUUGCGAAGCUUUUCCGGACGGCAUCGUAGUGACCGGCAGCAACGACAAUACGAUUUUAGGCUAUAACUUGCAAGAUGGCAGCAUCGUGUUGACCCUGGAAGGUCAUGAAAACGCCGUGUGUAGUGUUACACCGGGUUCUGACUCAGGAAUUUUGUUAAGUUCAAGUUGGGACAGCACAGCUAAAGUAUGGAAUGUGAACAAUCCCCAUGCCACUCCCGUGACAUUGAAGGGGCACCAGGCCGCAGUGUGGGCAGUGGUGGAGCUGGGUAACGGGACAUAUGCCACAGCCUCGGCUGAUAAAACUAUUAAGCUGUGGAAAAAGGAUGGAUCUUUUAUAACCACACUGGCAGGUCACACUGACUGUGUGCGAGGGCUGGCCGUGGCUGGUCCGGACUCGUUCCUGAGCUGCUCCAAUGACGCCUCCAUCAGACUGUGGGCUAACAAAGGAGAGUGCCUUAACACUUAUUAUGGACAUUCUAAUUAUAUUUAUAGUAUAAGCAUUCACCCAGGCCUGAACGGCUGGGCGACGUGCGGCGAGGACGGCUCGGUGCGGCUCUGGUCUGCCGGAGACUUCGUGCGAGAGAUCCGCCUGCCGGUGCAUUCUGUCUGGAGCGUGGCUUGCAUGGACAAUGGAGACAUUGUUACUGGUUCCAGCGAUGGCUUAGUCCGGGUCUUCACCAAAGACCCAGCGCGCUACGCCGACGAGGCGACGCUCAAGCAGUUCGAAGAAGACGUCGAGAAGCUGGCAGCCGCCUCGCAGCAGGAGAUCGGAGGGUACAAGCUCUCUGAAUUGCCCGGCCCUGAAGUCCUACUGGAGCCUGGCAAAACGGACGGUCAGACCAGACUGGUCCGUCGCGGCACCAACGUGAAGUGCUACUCGUGGAACGCGGCCGCCGGCAGCUGGGACGAGGUCGGCGACGUCAUGGGCGCCAACCCGGCCACCGAGGGCAAGACCAUGUUCCAGGGGAAAGAGUAUGACUUCGUGUUCAGCGUGGACAUCAAGGACGGCGCCCCGCCGCUGAAGCUGCCGUUCAACAAGACCGAGGACCCCUGGGCCGCCGCACAAACCUUCAUACACAAACAUGAUUUACCUCAAGUGUACUUAGAUCAAGUUGCAAACUUCAUCAUCACGAAUGCCAAGUUGGAUUCGCUCCCCGCUUCAAGUAAUGGGUACUUCGACCCGUUCACGGGCUCGUCCCGCUACGUGCCGGGCUCGGAGGCGCUUGCGGCCGCGCCGCCCGCGCCCGCCGCCGACCCCCUCACGGGCGCCGCCGCCUACUCCACGCCCGCCGCCGCGCACCAGCAGCCCCCCCCCAUAUCCAACGAGAAACCGCUCAUACCGCACGACGCUUACAUCAGAUUCGAUCAAGCGAACCUAACUGCGAUCCACGACAAGCUAAAAGAAUUCAACAGUAAAGUGGGAGAUGGACUGAGCGCCCUGACAGAACAACAACUAGCUGAUAUUGUUAAAUUAGGUGAACUGAAUAGCACUUAUAAUCCAGAAACGAUAGCAUUAUUGAAGAAAACUUUAGAAUGGCCAAAAGAAAUCCUCUUCCCGGUAUUGGACGUGACGCGGCUAGCGGUUAGAAAUAAAGAAGUCAACGGUCAAAUAUUCGACACGACGUACGGACCGGACUUCGUCAAAUACUUAUUGACUUUGUUAGCUCCAGGCAAUAUCCCUGCGAAUCAAAUGCUAGCGAUGCGCGUUCUAGUGAACGCGUUCAGCGACCUGCCCGGCGAGAUGUUAGUACUGGCCACUCGUGAAUCCGUCGUGCACUGCAUCAUCUGUCUCACGCAGCUCAGCGCCAACGCGCAGAUAGCAGCGGCAUCCCUGUUAUUGAACUUGUCGGUGGCGCUGGCGCAGCAGAGCGACGCCGCCGACCUCGCCGAGUGCAUCCUCAACCUGCUUAGCAAGAUUACUGACAACGAAGCCUAUUUCAGAGGGUUAGUCGGUCUCGGAACGCUCCUCGCCGAAGCACCCAACCGUCUCGUGAUCCAGUCCAAGAUCGUGUCCAACACCGCCGUGCACAACCGCCUCAAGCGGGACAGCGGCGACGCCAACAAGGUCGCAGUGUGCUCCCGGCAGAUCCUUAGCCUUUUAUAAUAUUUACAUGCAUUAGUAAAUACUAUAACUAUAGGGUCGUUUGAAUCCGGUAAGAAACGUAACCGGUUUAAAAUGCACCUUUUAAUAACCGAUUUAUUCUGGUUCCACUUUUCCUUGAGAACGCGAACGUAUUAUUGUAAGAACCUUUGACGUUAUUCCUAAAUGCUUGUCAACUCUAACAAACCGUUGAUGAUCGUUGGUCCUCGUGAUCCAGACCAAGGUCGUGUCCAACACCGCCGUGCACAACCGCCUCAAGCGGGACAGCGGCGACGCCAACAAGGUCGCAGUGUGCUCCCGGCAGAUCCUUAGCCUUUUAUAACAUUUACAUGCAUUAGUAAAUACUAUAACUAUAAAUAUAGGGUCGUUUGAAUGGUAAGAAACGUAACCAGUAAAAUACACCUUUUAAUACCGAUUUAUUCUGGUUCCACUUUUCCUAUAUAACGCGAACGUAUUAAGAAGAACCUUUGACGUUGUCCAUAAAUGCGUGAUGAUCGUUUGUCCCUAUCCGUAAUUUUGACAUUUCUGUUUGUUAGAAAGAGACAAUUUAAAUAAGGUUUGUAAGAUGUUGCUAAGUUUUAUGAAUAAGUUGCUUUUUCUUUACCUAAAUUAACCGGUUCAUUUGAUAAACAGGGGUUACAGGAGGAUCGGACGGCGGGCGGGUAAAAUACGAGUUUACGGCCUGUUGUUGUUUAUAACGACUUACCUAAUCUGUUCUAAACCGGUUAAAACUAAAUAAAAACUAUAAAGAACAACUCUUCAAACCGGAUUAGUAAUAACGGAUCUUAAAAUUAACGAAACCGAAAUAUAAUAACGAAAAAAUAUGUGAAAUAUAAUUAUUAUAAUAACGUUUGUAAAUUUUCCGUACCCGAGCCAUGGAUUGGUAUUCUGAAUCAGACUGUAUUAAAUUAAUUACAUGACAUGCAGUUUUGUUCGGUUAUUUACUAGUAUGUGGUAAGUAACAUUUUAUUUAUCUGGAGUGCUAGGAUAAACGGUCCUCACAAUAAUGACAACGGAAGGAGUAAUAUGUAAUGUAAUAUUCUUUUUUUUAUGCUAACUUAUCUAUCUACUGCCAAACUGUGAUGAACUUUUAUGAAAUAAUAACAAUGUUGAGACUUUAAGCAAUUCUGAAAUGUCAUGUUCCGGUUUUUGUUAUCCUUUUUGCUGUAAAAUAUUCUCCAUAAGGCUGUUAAUGUUAGCGAGUGUUUUUCGCUUAAUUCUUACUAAUAGUCGACUUGCUUAUAACAAGUGAACACUUAUGGCGUUAUUGAUAAACGCAGUAUAAGUCUCAAUUGGCUAUUAACCUUUUCGACGCCGUGUCAAACACAAAAGCUGUCACUCGGAUCGGAUUUAGGUACAUCAUUUCACCAUAUAAUUCAUUGGUAUUCAUUAUGGUGGCGCCACUCCAGAGUAGCACACCACUCGGACGCCACGUCACCGAAGUGUCAAAACUGUAAUUGAACUUUAUGCAUAUGCACGUAGGUCUAUACAGGGUGAUUCAUGAGACGUGAGCAGGACUAAUCCUGCACACUCAGUAACUGAUAAUUGACCGAUCACCGUCGUAUUUAGGUGAAACAACCACAAUUUUUCCUAUUUUUUAACUUUUUGGUGAGGGCAAAUUUAUUUCUCUACAAUCAUGGUUACCCUACAAGACCCAAUUAAUAACCAUAAAAGCUCUUUAACCGUAAUGACAGCAUUUGAUUACGAAGAAAUACACUGUCAAACUUGAGUGAGAUACGAGUUUUCAAAAGUAACCAGACCGUGAUGACAGUGAUGACAUUCAAUUUGACACAGAAUAUCAGUAGUUUAGUAUUCUAAUUUUAGGGUGACCAUGCAUGUCGUAAAUAAAUUUAUUAUUUUUUUUUUCAACACGAGUAGAAAAUUAACGUUAAUCUCACUAAUACUGAUACGAAACAGUUGCUUAUAAUUUACAAAAGGCGCAGUCUUAGUCCUGCUCACGUCUCCUGAAUCACCCUGUAUAUGUUGCUCUGUGACCGAUUAAUCCGUCUUUGGCGUUGGACCUGCGGUGCGGAUAUAUCGGUCAUUGGCGUCCAAGUGGUUAAUGAAAUUUGUCCUAUACUGUCAUUUAGACUUAUGUAUUUGUAAGAAAGGGAUAAAACAAAUUAACUAAUUGAGACUUGUACAGUUGUAUGAAUAAGGUGGUUAAUAUCUAUGACUAAAUAUAUGUGGGUCACAAAAUGUUCACAUUUUAAAGCAAUAAUUUUCGUACAUGUACCGAUCACGUGCCCAGUUUUGAAAGAAACACAAACUUUAUAUAUAAACACUAUUUAAUGAUCUUAUUUAAUAUGUAAUAAAGUUAUAAUACAUAAUUUACAGUUGCUACGUAUCGAUAACAGCGGUGUUUAUGUUCAACAGCAAAGAUUAAAUAAUUUUAAUAUAAAAAUAAUUUUAUUUUACAACAUUCAGGUGUAAAGAUCGGUUUUCCUAGGAUAGCGGUGCCGUCAUAUAGCGGCCGUCUCCAUACAAAAUAAUACGGCUAGAUAUGGAUGUCGUAGUAUUUUGUAUGGACAUUGCCGCUAUAUGACGGCACCACUAUCCUAGGAAACCAGAGCAUAAGUACCUUCGUUAACCUUUUACCAGGCUAAGGGAUAUAAUUAUAUAUCCCACAUACGGCGCUUCAAACAUGUGUUCUAUUUUCGAGCUAUUGAUCGUUGACAUUCGAUUGUCGUUUUUUAACGCAUUCACUGCCAGGGGGCGUGGCCUAGGAAAAAACUUGUAUGACGGUGGACGCACAUGUGCGUCGGGGGCAGUGAAUGUGUUAACUGUCAGUCUGGUAAAAAGUUAACCUUUUAAGAUUACAUAUCAUUUGACAACUAAAACUCAUUAUCAUUAACACUAUUCGCAGUCACAUGUAGAUUAACCCUUUGACCGCCGUUGUCCGGUAUAGAAGACAACGAUAGAACGAUACGCUGGCGCCGUCGUCUUGUAUACAAGACACAAAUUCAACCACUGAGUUAAUGGGAAAAUAAUAACAAUUGCAAUUUCAUUUACACUCGUGUUCAUAUUUAAGGUCUUUGUUUUUUCAUUUAUUUGCUUUUUAAGCCGCUAUAUAAAUCCCUUCUUUUAUAAUAAGGCAUUUAAAAAAUUGCUCCAAUUUUCAACAUUUUUCAUGUUCCUCGUCGCCGUUGUCUUGUAUAAAAGACAGCUAGGGAUGGGAAUGUUAACUCGAUAUGGGAAUUUUUAAAGUAAAUAUAAAGUCAGAAAUAUGUUUUUAUCUAAAUAUUUGAACACUUGUUAAUCGCCAAUUUUUUUCAACGAGUAGUAGGUAUAACUACUUACGAGUACUAGAAUACGUAGAACGAGAGUCAGAUAGGCAUAACUAUAUUUAAAGUUCAGGCAGCUUCUUUAGUUCUAUAAACUAGAGUCAGACAAGUAAAUUUGCCCUUGUAGAUUGUGGACUAUUUAAUUGCAGAAGAGAUAAAUAAAAAAAAUAAUUGAUGUUCUUUUAUAGCUUAGUGGGAAGGGAUACACCGCAGCGACCGCUUCGCACAAGAGUGGUACAGGGACAUACCUGUUUAUCAGACUUUAGUUUUUUGUUAUAACAUUGAAGUUAAUGUGUAAUUUUUUUAUAACAAGUCGUUGAACGUUUUUUUGAUAAGAGUUUACCUAUAUUAAUGUAAACCAAACUGAAAUUUAAUUAUAGAUUCUAAUUCCGGAAUAA
Cydia fagiglandana is the source of this 6064-nucleotide messenger RNA. It is a transcript of the gene Plap, whose product is annotated as phospholipase A-2-activating protein. NCBI's taxonomy places the organism in Eukaryota, Metazoa, Arthropoda, Insecta, Lepidoptera, Tortricidae. Gene Ontology annotation, cellular component: cytoplasm; nucleus. Bases 70 to 2385 code for a protein of 771 amino acids. The record is from RefSeq and is a predicted model, not a curated record. Gene Ontology annotation, molecular function: ubiquitin binding. The transcript has 16 exons. Gene Ontology annotation, biological process: proteasome-mediated ubiquitin-dependent protein catabolic process; ubiquitin recycling.